Molecule: messenger RNA, 4948 nt
Organism: Scophthalmus maximus (turbot)
Lineage: Eukaryota; Metazoa; Chordata; Actinopteri; Pleuronectiformes; Scophthalmidae
Product: contactin-associated protein-like 4
Exons: 24
Coding region: 340-4281 (1313 amino acids)
Source: RefSeq, a predicted model, not a curated record
ACAUUAAAGCCCCCCUGCCUCCCUCUCCAUCCUCGCUCCUUUCUCUUCACCCCAUCACUUUACGGAGGGCUGGCGGCGUGACAGCAUCCUCCCCCUCCCUCCUCCUCCUCCUCCUCCUCCUCCUCCUCUUCCCCACUGGGUACCGGCCGGCCCCACCACACUGUGCCAGCGGGGGCUACUGCAGCGCAGCGCACCGGAGCCGGAGCUGGAGCUGGAGGAGAGCGGAGGAGAGAAGCGAACAGGAGAGGAGAGGAGAAGAGGAGGAGGACGGACUGUCUCCCCCCCCCCCUCCCCUCCGACGGGCUGGAUUAUACUCUGCGGCAUCCCGGCACUUCAAUCAUGUCUUUGGGGAGUAAAGGACCCGGUGGGAUUAUUGCGCUGAUCCUCUCGCAGCUGCUCAUCUCCUGUGGGACAGGUGCGGAAGAAGCAUGUGACGGCCCGCUGGUGUCCAGUCUGCCGCCGCCGUCCUUCAGAAGCUCCUCCCAGCUGUCCAGCAGCCAUGGGCCGGUGUUCGCCAAAGUCAACAGGAGAGAAGGAGCCGGAGGUUGGUCUCCGCUCGUCUCCGACAGCUACCAGUGGCUGGAGGUGGACCUGGAGAGGCGGACCCAGAUCACGGCCGUCGCCACGCAGGGACGGUACGGCAGCUCCGAUUGGCUGACGGCCUACCUGUUGAUGUUCAGCGACACAGGGCACAACUGGAGACAACACCGGCAGGAAGACAGCUUAGGGGCUUUCCCGGGUAACAGCAAUGCCGACACUGUGGUCCAGUACAAACUGGAUCAGCCCGUCAUAGCUCGCUACCUGCGCCUGAUCCCUCUCGACUGGAACCCCACCGGGCGGAUCGGACUCAGACUGGAAAUAUAUGGAUGUCGAUAUACUUCUGACGUGGCAAACUUCGACGGCAGCAGCAGUCUGGUCUUCAGGCUGAGCAUCCGGCCGAGCCGGACGGCGACGGAGACGAUCGCGCUGAAAUUCAAAACCAUGAAGAACUCCGGGACGCUGCUGCACGCCGAGGGCCAGAGGGAUCACAGCCUCUCCCUGGUGUUGGAGAAGGGACGGCUGCUGCUCUAUCACCAACAAGAUGUGAGCUCAUCCUCCGGCGGUCGGCUGCUGGUGUCUCUGGGCAGUCUGCUCGACGACCAACACUGGCACCACGUGAAGCUGGAGCGGCACAGCGCGCACCUCAACCUGACGGUGGACAGAGCCGCGCGGCAGGUUCACACGCCGGCCGAGCUCAGCCACUGGGAGAUCCGCCAGCUGAGUGUGGGAGCUGCCCAGAGCCACGGACUGCAGAAGCCCAUCCUGUCCAACAGGAAUUUCCAUGGCUGCCUGGAGAACCUGCUGUACAAUGACCUCAACCUGAUCAACCUGGCUGAGCAGAACAACCACCAGGUCACCGGAGUGGGCAAUGUGACCUUUUCUUGCGCCGAGCCAGUUUCGGUCGCGGUGACGUUCACCGACCCGCGCAGCUUCCUGCAGUUGUCCGGACUGACGUCGUGGUCGUCGGAGGUGGUCGCCGUGGCGCUGCAGUUCCGGACGUGGAACCGGGCGGGGCUCCUCUUGACCUUUGACCUGCCCCGGCCGGAGAGCACAGUCCGGUUGUACCUGAGCGAGGCCCGACUGCGCCUGCAGAUCGACAGAGCGGGCCGGGCCACGCUGGAGCUCAGCGCGGGCUCAGGGCUGAAUGACGGUCAGUGGCACGCGGUGGAGUUGAUCUCGGGACCAGACUGUCUGAGCAUCACCGUGGACAAAGACGAGGGCGCCACCGCUCACACCAGCGUCCCGCUCCCGCUGACCGCAGACAUUCAACUCUUCUUCGGUGGUUGUCCCGAGCAGAGCGGUCGUGGAUGUACGAACCCCUUCGGCACGUUCCAGGGCUGCAUGCGACUCCUGACGCUGGACGACCGAACCGUGGACCUGAUGAAGGUGCAGCAGAGGCUGCUGGGAAACUACAGCCACUUGCAGAUGGAUAUCUGUGGCAUCAUCGACAGGUGUUCGCCCAGUCACUGUGAACACGGAGGUCGAUGUUCUCAGUCAUGGAGCAACUUCCACUGUAACUGCUCCACCAGCGGCUACAGGGGAGCCACCUGCCACAGCUCGACAUAUGAGCAGUCGUGUGAGGCGUACAAACACAAAGGCAACACAUCGGGACAUUACUACAUAGACGUAGACGGCAGCGGACCAAUCAGACCCCGGCUCAUCUACUGCAACAUGACAGAGGACCGAGCAUGGAUGGUGAUCCAGCACAACAACACGGAGGUGACCAGGGUUCAUCCGUCCCCCGAGCAACACCAACACUCCGCCCACUUCCACUACGCCCCCGAGGAGGCGCAGCUGGCGGCCAUCAUCAGCCAGUCGGAGCACUGUGAGCAGGAGCUGUCGUACCGCUGCAGGAAGUCCCGCCUCCUCAACACGCCAGAGGGGGCUCCAUUCAGCUGGUGGGUGGGAGGUCCGGGCGCAGGUCAGGUCCAGACCUACUGGGCUGGAGCUGAGCCGGCCAGCCGUCAAUGUGCCUGCGGUCUGCAGGACAACUGUCUGGACCCGAACCACUACUGCAACUGCGACGCCGACUACGACCAGUGGGCGAACGACUCCGGCCUACUCACCCACAAGGAGUCCCUUCCAGUGAGGUCUCUGGUGCUGGGUGACAUCCAGCGGCCCGGGUCGGAGGCCGCCUACAGGGUGGGACCCCUCCGUUGUCACGGGGACAAGAACUUCUGGAACGCGGCGUUUUUCGACAAGGAGACGUCUUACCUGCACUUCCCCACCUUCAACGGCGAGCUGAACGCAGACAUCUCCUUUCUGUUCAAAACCACAUCCUCCUCCGGGGUCUUCCUGGAAAAUCUGGGCAUCAAGGACUUCAUCCGCAUCGAACUCAGCUCCUCCUCCGCGGUCGUCUUCUCCCUCGACGUCGGCAACGGGCCGCUGGAGGUGCGGGUGGAGUCGAGCGUCCCGCUGAACGACAGCCGGUGGCACAGCGUGCGGGCCGAGCGCAACGUGAAGGAGGCCUCGCUUCGCGUCGACCAGCUCCCCGCCGCCACGCAGGAGGCGCCUGCCGAGGGACACGUCCACCUGCGGCUCAACAGUCAGUUGUUCAUCGGAGGCACUGCGUCCAGACAGAAGGGCUUCCUCGGCUGCAUCCGCUCGCUGCAGCUCAACGGCGUCACGCUGGACCUGGAGGAGCGGGCGAAGAUCACGCCCGGCGUCCGGCCCGGCUGCCCGGGUCACUGCGGCAGCUACGGCGCGCUGUGCCGGAACCAGGGCCGCUGUGUGGAGAGGACCAGCGCUUUCUCCUGCGACUGCGCUCAGUCCGCGUACACGGGGGCCUUCUGUCAUGAAGAGGUGGCCGCCAGCUUCAAGUCGACAAUGUCCGUCGCCUACAUCCUCCGUCCGCCGCACGAGCUGAGCAGCAACGGCAGCGUCCCGCCUCCGUCCGUCCACUCCGACACGUCGCCGAGGGGGGAGAACGUCUCGCUGAGCUUCAGGACCCUCCAGAGUCCGGCUCUGCUGCUCUACGCCGACUCCCUGGACAGAGAAUACCUGGCGCUGCUUAUCAACCGACACGACGGGUUGGAGCUGAGGUACAAGCUGCACAGCAGCAGGGACGUGGAGGUGCUGGCCAGCGGAGUUACCAGCCUGGCUGAUGGACGUCUGCACACGGUGACCAUCGGGAGACGGGCGGACGCCGUGUCUGUGCAGAUUGACCAGAAUGCCAGAGAGGACUUCAACUUGUCGUCUGAUGUGGAGUUCAGCAGCAUCAAGUCGCUCGUUCUGGGCAGAGUGCCGGGGUCUUACGAGCUGGACACGGAGCUGGCCGAGCUGGCCUCCCUCGGGUUCACCGGCUGUCUGUCAGCCGUUCGCUUUGACUCCGUCAGCCCUCUGAAAGCUGCUCUGCUGCACCCCGACGGCGACGUCGUCGUCGUCACCGGCCCCCUGGUGCAGUCGAGCUGCGGCUCCUCCUCGCCGGCCAAGACCCACACAGCAGAAACCACGCACUCCUUAUCAGACCAACCUGGUUCAGCUGAUCCAGGUCAACCGUUAGUCAACGCCAUCAGGAGUGACUCUGCUCUAAUCGGAGGGUUGAUCGCCGUGGUGAUAUUUGUCACUGCGUCCGCUCUAGCGAUCAUGGCCAGAUUUGUCUGCAGCAGAAAGGAGACGUAUCGAAGCCGGGACGUCAAAGCAGCGCAGCCCGACGACGGCGGCGGCCAGGAGUUCCCCGCCAGCGGCCGGGCGGACUCCCAGGUCGCUCCCGGUGACAACCGAAAGGAAUAUUUCAUUUAGAGGGACCGGAGCCUUGAACUCCCAACGACCUCACAGGACAGAGUGGGAUAACUGACGGAGCGCUCGGUGCUUUACCAAGACACCACGGAGCCUCGCAGCCGCUGGCGCCAGUGCAUGAACAAGGUGUGAAGUCAGGAAUGGAACGAUUCUAUUCAUCCCCCUCUGUUUGUACAUGUUGUACACUUUACGCACUUGCAAAAUGUGUUAAAGGUGGACUUAAAGUAGACUUUGGGUCGUCAAUGCUGUGAUUUUGAGGAUGUAAAUAUUUGAAAAAUAUUCCAAAAAGAAAAUGUGUCUGCUUACAACACUGUAUUCCUCUGCCCCUUACUGUACUGUUACAAAUUAUUUAUUAAAACAAGGAAAAAAUACAGAAUAGAUGUAAUGAUCACAACACAACUUUGUUCCAGUUAUACUAGACUUUUGGAUGUCAUUUAUAAGCAGCAAUUUCUUUUGUACGAGGACGAUAUGUGGAAAAGCUCGAGAUGUCAGAGCCAUACGUGUCAAAACUGGAGGAUACGGAUUCCGCUGAGCGGAGCGUUGACGCGUGCGACCUUCGCGUGUGAAAAGCUCGGCCAAAAGCACGAAGCCAGAAUCCGCUAAAAUCAUCUGCUGUACAUAUGGAAUCAAACAAUUAAAGUCACAAUUAAAACUUUACUUCCACACUGUG